AUGGGAUACAAGAUAGGCGGUAGGCGAUUCAAUUUCCUGGUGGAUCUUGGAUCUGCUCGCGCCGAUUUUCCUGGUGGAUGUGCAGAAAGUCUCUUUAGAUCGGGGCGCAAGCUUUUGACUUUGCCAGAAAAUACCAAGAUUUGCGUCGGCCAUGACUACCCGGCUCAAGGAAGUGAUGGACAAGAUACGCCUUUGCCUUUUAUGCUCGUCCAGCAAGACCGAGAAAAGAACAAGCAUCUUAAGGAUGGCAUGACAGUGGAGCAAUUCGUAACACAGCGACAGAAGCGCGAUGCGACUUUGGCGGAGCCUAAACUUAUCCGCCAGUCAUUGCAGAUGAACAUCCGAGCUGGAAGGCUGCCCAAGCUGGCAGGGACUGGACAUCGGAUGCUUCUUAUUCCCUUGAAGUUGGGCAAUGUCGCGUGGUAG
Exophiala aquamarina CBS 119918 is the source of this 426-nucleotide messenger RNA. RefSeq lists its product as uncharacterized. Lineage: Eukaryota; Fungi; Ascomycota; Eurotiomycetes; Chaetothyriales; Herpotrichiellaceae. Bases 1 to 426 code for a protein of 141 amino acids. Gene Ontology annotation, biological process: hydrogen sulfide metabolic process; glutathione metabolic process. The record is from RefSeq and is a predicted model, not a curated record. Gene Ontology annotation, molecular function: sulfur dioxygenase activity. The transcript is spliced from 2 exons.